Messenger RNA from Pseudophryne corroboree (corroboree frog), 1330 nucleotides. Its product is annotated as ovarian cancer G-protein coupled receptor 1-like. Bases 383 to 1330 code for a protein of 315 amino acids. The transcript has 3 exons. The record is from RefSeq and is a predicted model, not a curated record. Lineage: Eukaryota; Metazoa; Chordata; Amphibia; Anura; Myobatrachidae. Gene Ontology annotation, biological process: G protein-coupled receptor signaling pathway. Gene Ontology annotation, molecular function: G protein-coupled receptor activity. Gene Ontology annotation, cellular component: membrane.
UUAGGGCAGUUGCAGGGAGUCUCCGGAGGGAGCUGUUGAAAGGUGCCAAUUUGGAGUGAGCUGCACUGUGGGGAAGUGCGCUUCCCCAGUCCUGAUAACAUGAUCAGCAGCGGGGAGACAGAUCAGCUGUGGCUGACUGUAAGGACCAGGGCAUAAGAGAGCUCCUAUCAUCACCAGACACUGGAGGUGGCUCCCAGCCAGAGCUGACUGCGCUGGGAGGACAGCAGGCGGUCCCCCGCCAUGCAGAAGUAAAGGCUGCACUUUCAGAAGGAAGGUGACAGACAGCGCGUCAGUAUGCAGAGUCUGGUGAGAGUCAUAUUAAUUGCUACUCUGCAGAGGAGUUGAAGUUACGAAUUUGGAAGAAGCCCUUGGAAAGAUCAUUAUGACACCUGAAGAUAAGAUGGAUAUGAACUCCAGUCGCUGUCCCUUUCUCACACAGGACUCUGGGGAUGUAUUGUCAUGCAGCAAUAUCUCACACUAUACAGUGACUUUUCUUUCCUGUCUCUACACCAUGAACACUAUGCUGGGACUGACACUCAACAUAUUGGUUCUGUGGGCAAUAUGGCCAGAAGUCAAGAGGUCCCAUGGGCUACCCACGUACGUUAUCAGUCUCCUUUGUGCUGCACUUUUGGAAUGCCUGACAUUACCAUUUGGAGUGGCCUACCUUUCAGACAGCUUGGAAGUGGGUUCCUUGGGCUGCCAUGUUCUUAGUCUCAUGCCCAAAAUUGCCCAAAGGACGGCAACAACGUUUGUGAUGUGGAUUUUUGUUUUGAGAUACGUAGCAGUGACUCACCCAUUAAAGUAUGCAACAUUUUGUUCUGGCAGGGUAUGUGCAUCAGUCAGUAUUUCUCUGUGGUUGACAGUAACAGCCAUUUCAGUCACUGAACAAGCACUUGCCAUUGACAAUUCUAAUAUAUGUUUUCCAGGUUACAGAAUUAUACUAGAAUGGGCUUUGAUUGAUUUGAUCUUGUCAGUACUAUUUAGCCACGUACCUUUGAUCCAUCUUUGUACUUGUGGAUACCUUAUCUCCUGUACCUUGAAGAACUCUCCAUCUGUUCCCAGGAAACAACAUAAAAGGAUCAGCAGGCUACUUUUUCUAGCUGUGGUUAUGUUUGGGAUUCUAUUUUGCCCAAUGCAUAUAGUUCUAGAAUAUCAAAGUAUUCUCGUCUUACUUGGCCAAUCCAUAUGGCAGGCAAAACAAACAUUCAUUUUUCAUUAUCAUCUAAUGUUUGCUCUUAAUAGUCUUAGUGUGGUGAUUGUCCCUUUUUUCUAUGUCUUCAGUUCUAGUGCAAUUAAGAAGAGACUUAAGGGACUUUUCAAGCAUAGAUAA